Molecule: messenger RNA, 498 nt
Organism: Raphanus sativus (radish)
Lineage: Eukaryota; Viridiplantae; Streptophyta; Magnoliopsida; Brassicales; Brassicaceae
Exons: 5
Coding region: 1-498 (165 amino acids)
Source: RefSeq, a predicted model, not a curated record
AUGGCUAACGUUUUGCUCCUCUCUGGUCUUACUACCGGCCGCUCCUCUGCCACCGUUGAAGUCCGCUUGCUCCGUUUUUGGGAGGCCAGAAACGUCCGUCAUGAUGGAGAACUCAUGGGAGUAGACAUGCUGUUGCUUGAUUCUCAGUCGACUAUGAUGCCUGCGACUGUUAAUGUCAACCGUCUUGCGGCGCACCAGCCUCACUGGAAGAGGGUUCUGUCUACUCCCUUACCGGUUUUGAAGUUCAACGACUCCACUUCGUUCAAGAAGGUGACUGAACCGGCUGUUCCAAUCCCUCUUGAAUCAUUCCGAUUCCGUAACCACAGUGAGAUGCUUGGUCUUGCAAACUCUAACAACCAGCUACCGGACCUUAUUGGAGAGAUAAAUGCUGUCAAGAGUACAGUUGCUGACCCUCCACAUGACAAGAACGGUGUUAUGGCAACCAUCAAGAUGGAAAAUGGCACUUCUGUGAUUAUGAGCCUCUUUGACGAUCAGUAG